UUAUUUGUACAGAUUCCGUUUGAAGAGAAGCCUGCUACGACUGAGCGAGUACAGUGACCGAACUAUGCCAGCGAUGAAAUAAGAAGCGGCGCGAGCUUGCAUUCGUAAUUCUUUCUUUGGGUCAUUGAUCAGUCACCCGGCGAUUGUCUUAAGGCGUCUCUCUUGGGGGGAAAACCGUCAUCCUUUGGCACUGGGGGCGAAGGGUGAAGCGGGGUAUCCGGCGUCAUGGCCAAUGCCUCCACAGAUCUGGACAAUGCGGAGGCCCAGCGGCAGCUCAACAACAACAACCGACCCGUCAGCACAGGAGGACACUGGGAGACCGAGACCACCAGCGCCAAGCUCUUCGAGUGCUCCCGCAUCAAAGCUCUAGCAGAAGAGAGAGAUGCUGUCCAGAAGAAGACCUUCACCAAAUGGGUGAACUCCCACCUUGCGCGGGUGUCCUGCCGAAUCGCUGACCUGUACAACGACCUGCGGGACGGCUACAUGCUCACCAGGCUUCUGGAAGUUCUGUCCGGAGAAAUGCUGCCAAGGCCCACGCGCGGCCGCAUGCGUAUCCACUGCUUGGAGAACGUGGACAAGGCUCUGCAGUUCCUCAAAGAACAGCGGGUCCACCUCGAGAACGUGGGCUCCCACGACAUCGUCGACGGCAACACCCGCCUGACCCUCGGCCUUAUCUGGACCAUCAUCCUCCGCUUCCAGAUCCAGGUGAUCAAGAUUGAGACGGAGGACAACAGAGAGACCCGGUCGGCCAAGGACGCCCUUCUGCUGUGGUGCCAGAUGAAAACAGCAGGGUACCCUGAGGUGAACAUUCAUAACUUCACCAACUGCUGGAGAGAUGGCCUGGCUUUCAACGCACUCAUUCACAGGCACAGACCUGAUUUAAUCGAGUUUCAUAAGCUAGGCAGGUCCAACGCCACUCACAACCUCCAGCAAGCCUUCAACGUGGCCGAGCAGAACCUCGGCCUCACCAAGCUCCUGGACCCUGAAGACGUCAACACAGAGAACCCUGACGAGAAGUCCAUCAUAACUUAUGUGGUGUCCUUCUACCACUACUUCUCCAAGAUGAAGGCCCUUAUUGUAGAGGGGAAAAGGAUAGGGAAGGUCCUGGACAACGCCAUCGAGGCGGAGCAGAUCAUCCAGCGGUACGAGGAGCUGGCGUCGGAGCUGCUGGAGUGGAUCGAGAAGACCAUCAGCGUCAUCAGCAACCAGAAGUUUGCCAACUCGCUCACCGGCGUGCAGCAGCAGCUGCAGGCCUUCACCACCUACUGCACCAUCGAGAAGCCCAUCAAGUUCCAGGAGAAAGGUAACCUGGAGGUGCUCCUCUUCACCAUCCAAAGCAAGCUCAGAGCCAACAACCAGAAGCCAUACGUGCCUCACGAAGGGAAGCUUAUCUCGGACAUCAACAAGGCGUGGGAGAGGCUCGAGAAGGCGGAGCAUGAGAGGGGCGUGGCCUUAAGGACAGAGCUGAUUCGCCAGGAGAAACUGGAGCUGCAGGCGCAGCGCUUCGACCAUAAGACGACCAUGCGGCAAGCGUGGCUCAACGAGAACCAGCGGCUAGUCUCACAGGACAACUUUGGCUACGACCUGCCGGCGGUGGAGGCGGCCAUGAAGAAGCACGAGGCCAUCGAGGCGGACAUCUCGUCGUACGAGGACCGCAUCGGCGUGGUGGUGGAGCUGGCGUCCGAGAUGGAGGCGGAGGGCUACUACGACAUCCGACGGAUCUCCGCGCGCAAGGAGAACAUCCUGGGCCAGUGGAAGCUGCUCAAGGAGCUGGUGGUGGGGCGCAAGACGCGGCUGGAGAAGAACCUGGCGCUGCAGAAGACCUUCCAGGAGAUGGUCUACAUGAUCGACUGGAUGGAGGAGAUACAGAUCCAACUGCUGUCUAAAGACUUUGGGAAGCACCUGCUGGAGGUGGACGACCUGCUUCAGAAGCACAGCCUCCAGGAGGCCGACAUCACGGUGCAGGCCGAGAGAGUGCAGACCCUCAACACUGCGGCCCUCAAGUUCACCGCCAUCGAAGGCUACCAGCCAUGCGACCCGCAGGUCAUCUGUAACCGGGUCAACCAUGUGAGCACGUGUCUGGAGGAGCUCAAGCAGCUGGCGGCCACACGCCGCACGGAGCUGGAGGAGUCCAGACAACUAUGGGCCUUCUACGAGGAGCUGGAGGAGUCGGAGGCGUGGAUCCGCGAGAAGACGUCCAUCCUGUCGACGCAGACGUGCGGCAAGGACCUGAGCAGCGUGCUGCGCCUGCUGCAGAACCACAAGAGCCUGGCGGGGGAGCUAGUGAGCCGGCGCGCGCUGCUGCAGCAGACCAUGAAGAAGGGCAAGCAGAUCCUGACGCAGAAGAGCUUCGGCACCGCCGGCAUCCAGGAGCGCGUCAUGGAGGCCAAGGGCGAGUGGAAGCGGCUCGAGGACCACGCCGCGCAGCGCCUCGGCCACCUGCAGGAGGCGCUGGACUUCUUCCAGUUCACCGCCGAGUCAGACGACCUGCUGAUGUGGCUGCAGGACAUCUACCGGCUGGUGUCCAGCGAGGACUUCGGCCACGACGAGUACUCCACGCGCUCUCUGCUCAAGAAGCACCGGUGCGUGCGCGAGAGCCUGGAGAAGCACCGCGCCAACGCGAGCGCCCUGCGCAAGCACGCCGCCUCGCUGCCGCCGCCCUACAGGCAGCUGGAGGAGGUGCACGCGCGCACGGCCGAGGUGGAGCAGCUGUACGCCGAGGUGGUGGACGUGGCCGUGCUGCGGCAGCAGUGGCUGCACGACGCGCUCGCCGUCUACCACAUGUUCAGCGAGGUCAACGCCUGCGAGGUCUGGAUCGACGAGAAGGAGCAGUGGCUCAACAAGAUGGAGGUGCCCGAGAGACUGGAGGACGUGGAGGUGGUGGCACACAGGUUCGAGAGCCUCGACCAGGAAAUGAACAGCCUGAUGGGAAGAAUACUGGACGUCAAUCAAAUAGUGCAGCAGCUCCUGGACAACGGCCACCCCAGCUCCACCGAGGUCCGAGGCUGUCAGGACCACCUCAACAGCCGGUGGAACCGCAUCGUGGAGCUGGUGGAGCACAAGAAGGACCACCUGGACUCGGUCCUGCGCAUCCAGAACUACCUGCUGGAGUGCGCGGAGAUCAAGUCGCAGAUCCAGGACAAGCGCAAGGCCAUCGACGCCACGCAGUACGUGGGCAGCGACCUGGGCAGCGUGCUGGCGCUGCAGCGCCGCCUCUCCACCAUGGAGGGCGCUCUCUCCGUGCUGGAGCCCAAGCUGCUCCACCUGCAGCAGGAGGCCGAGGAGCUGGCCACCGCCCACCCGGACAAGGCCGUGGAGGUGCUCGUGCCCUUCGAGGGCAUCAGCCUGGAGUGGGAGGAGCUCAAGAGGACGCUGCAGGGCUGCGAGGACUCGCUGACCGUGGCCGGGCGGCUCCAGCAGUUCAUCCAGGACCUGGACUCCUUCCUGACGUGGCUGGUCCAGACGCAGACGGCGGCGGCGGCCGACGAGCUGCCCAACACGCUGGAGGAGGCCGAGCGGCUCAUCAACUGCCACGCCUCGCUCAAGGAGGAGAUCGGCCGCUACGAGGAGGACUACGAGCGCCUGCAGGCGGUCAACGAGCUCCUGGAGGCCGAGGAGGCGCCGCUGCCCUACGCCGCCCUGCAGCAGUGGCUCCAGAAGCUGGACGUGGGCUGGAACAAGCUGCUGGAGAUGUGGGAGAGCCGGCGAGAGGUGCUCGUCCAGGCGCACAUCUUCCACCUGUUCAUGCGCGACGUCAAGCAGGCCGAGGCCUUCCUCAACAACCAGGAGUCAGGCCUGGCUCAUGUGGAAUUGCCCACCACGGUGGAGACGGUGGAGGCGGCCAUCAAGAAGCACAAGGAGUUCACCACCACCAUGGAGCUCAACCUGCACCGCAUCAAGGCCGUCAUCGAGGCCGGGGAGAGCCUCAUCAGCCAGAGCAACAUCUACUCCGAGCGCAUCAAAGAGCGAGUAGACGCCCUGGCCAACAGGGGGAACCAGAACCGCGAGCUGGCCCAGCAGUGGCUCAGCAAGCUCAACGACCAGUGGGAACUACAGAGCUUCCUGCAGGACUGCCAUGAGCUGGGGGACUGGGUGGCAGAGAAGAUGCUGAUGGCGCGCGACACGUCCCGCGACGAGACGCAGAAGCUGCACAAGAAGUGGCUGAAGCACCAGGCCUUCAUGGCCGAGCUGGCCCAGAACAAGGAGUGGCUGGACAAGAUCGAGAAGGAGGGUCAGCAUCUUAUGGAGGAGAAGCCGGAGCUGCGGGAGGCGGUGGCCCAGAAGCUGGGGGAGAUCCGGGAGUGCUGGCAGGACCUGGAGAGCACCACGCAGGCCAAGGCGCGCCAGCUCUUCGAGGCCAACCGGGCCGACCUGCUGGUCCAGAGCUACUCCAGCCUGGACCAGCGCCUGGGGCAGCUGGAGAACCAGCUGUGCCACCAGGACUACGGCCAGGACCUCACCACCGUCAACAAGCACCUCAAGAAGCUGCAGACGAUGGAGACGCAGAUGGAGGAGUGGUACCAGGAGGUGGGGGAGCUGCAGCAGGAGGCGGCGUCUCUGCCCCAGCAGGGCCGCGUCAUGGAGGACGUGAGCGAGCGCCAGGUGGUGGUGGAGUCGCGCAUCGUCCGCCUCAUCGAGCCGCUCAAGGAGCGCCGCCGCAUCCUGCUCGCCUCCAAGGAGGUGCACCAAGUGGGACGCGACCUGGAGGACGAGAUCCUGUGGAUGCAAGAGCGCCUCCCCCUGGCCACAUCGCAGGAGCACGGGAACACCCUGCAGGAGGUGCAGCAGCUCAUGAAGAAGAACCAGACGCUCCAGCGUGAGCUGCAGGGCCACCGUGCGCGUGUGGAGGACGUCCUGGAGCGGGCGUCGCUCAUCGCGUCCAUCCGGAGCCCGGAGGCGGACAUGGUGCGCGGGGGCCUGGAGCAGCUGGCCGGCCUGUGGGAGGCGCUGUGGCUGGAGACGGAGCACCGGCAGCUGGCGCUGGACGCCAUGUACCAGGCGCAGCAGUACUACUUCGACGUGGCCGAGGUGGAGGCCUGGCUCAGCGAGCAGGAGCUGCACAUGAUGAACGAGGAGAAGGGCAAGGACGAGCCGAGCACCCUGCAGCUGCUGAAGAAGCACCUGGUGUUGGAGCAGAGCAUCGAGGACUACGCCGAGACCAUCGGCCUGCUCUCGCAGCAGUGCCGGCAGCUGCUCGAGCUCGGGCACCCCGACAGUGAGCAGAUCAGCAAGCGUCAGUCCCAGAUCGAUCGCCUCUACGUGUCGCUGAAGGACCUGGUUGAGGAGCGCAAGUCUCGUCUGGAGCAGCAGUACUGGCUCUACCAGCUGAGCCGCGAGGUGGACGAGCUCGAGCAGUGGAUCGCCGAGAGGGAGGUGGUGGUCAGCUCCCCGGAGCUGGGACAGGACUACGAGCACGUCACGAUCCUCCAGGAGAAGUUCACGGAGUUCGCCUCUGAGACGGGCAGCAUGGGCCAGGAGCGCGUGACCGCAAUCAACCAGAUGGUGGACGAGCUGAUUGACUACGGGCACGGCGACGCGGCCACCAUCGCAGAGUGGAAGGACGGCGUGAACGAGGCCUGGGCCGACUUGCUGGAGCUGAUGGAGACACGUGGCCAGCUGCUCGCUGCCUCACACCAGCUGCACAAGUUCUUCUCCGACUGCCGUGAGGUCUUGGCUCAGAUCGAUGAUAAGAAGCGGCGGUUGCCGGAAGUGCGCGCGCAGCAGGGAGACACGGCUAACACCAGCACACUGCAGAGGCUCAUGCACACGUUUGAGCACGACAUUCAGCUGCUCGUCAACCAGGUGCGGCAGCUUCAGGAGAGCUCGGCGCAGCUGCGGACGGUGUACGCGGGGGAGAAGGCGGAGGCCAUUGCACGGCGGGAGCACGAGGUCAUGCACGCCUGGAAGGAGCUGCUGGUCUCCUGCGAGGACUGCCGUGUGCAGAUCACCACGGCGACGGACAAGCUGCGCUUCUUCAGCGUAGUGCGCGACCAGCUCAUGUGGAUGGACAGCAUCAUCUGCCAGAUCGGCAGCGGGGACAAGCCCAGCUCGUCUCUCCUCUCAGAAAUAAUGGAGUGUGGGCUCUCUGGUGCUUGCAGGGACGUGUCGUCGGUGGAGGUGCUGAUGAACUACCACCAGAGCCUGAAGAGCGAGGUGGAGGCGCGCGACAACAGCGUGCUGCAGUGCGUAGAGAUGGGCAAGACCCUGCUGGCCGCCCGCAACCCGGCCUCCGAAGAGAUCAGGGACAAGCUGGAGAGGGUGUUGUUCAAGCAGCGGGAGCUCUCUGAGAAGUGGGAUCGCCACUGGGAGUUCCUACAGCAGAUGCUGGAGGUGCACCAGUUUGCGCAGGAGGCGGUGGUUGCGGAGGCGUGGCUGACGGCGCAGGAGCCGCUGAUCAGCAGCAGUGAGCUGGGCUCCAGCGUGGACGAGGUGGAGCAGCUCAUCCGCCGCCACGAGGCCUUCCGCAAGGCCGCCUCCAACUGGGAGGAGAGGUUCAGCUCGCUCAGACGCCUCACCACCGUGGAGAAGAUCAAGGCGGAGCAGAGCAAGCUGCCGCCCACUCCUCUGCUGGGCCGCAAGGUGUUCCUGGACCCUCAGGAGAUCUCCCCCGCCCGCUCCACCACCUCCUCCGUCCUACGGCAGACCAUCUACGAGCAGCAGGCGGUGGAGCGCGGCGAGCGGUCAGCGCAGGCCUCCCCGUCCUCCGCGGCCCGGCGGCUGGGCUCCACGGUGGCCAACUACACGCCCGUGCUCAACGGCUCGGCGUACACGCGCAGCAUCGAGGCGCGCACCAGCGGCCUGGUCGGGGUCGCCGCCGGACUGGGCAUGGGCAUGGGGUCGCCGCCGCCGAUGCUGGCCGUGUCGCCGCCCGUCACCAUGGUGACGACCCCGGCACCUCCUCCGCCAGCAGCGGCAGCGCCGGCGCCGGCGGCAACAGCGGUCACCACGGCGUCGGAGGCGUCGGGGUCCCCGGAGUCCAAGGCGCCGGUCCCCGAGCGGCGAGCGGAGCGGAUCCUGCGCAAGCUGGCGGCGCAGAAGCCUCAGGAGGCCAUCGACCACCUGCACGAAGCCGUGCGGCCGCUGCUGGACCGCGAGCGCGAGCGUCUGGAGCGCGAGCGCGAGAGCCUGGAGCGGCCGGGCGGCGAGGUGGGCGUCAUGGCCGAGGUGGUGCUGCAGGACCCUCCGCUGGGCCGCGAGCGCCUCAACAGCGAGGCGCGCAGCAGCGAGCUGCGCCUCAGCACGGGCGGCGGCGGCGGCGGCAGCGGCGGGAGCAGCCGCUCCGAGCUGCAGGCCGAGCUGCACGGGCAGCCUCAGUCGCGCCACCACCGGCUGGAGCGCCAGCUCUCCAACGAGCAGCUGGUGCAGGCGCGGCGCGACGAGCUGCCGCAGGAGCUGUGGAGGGAGCGGGCCGAGCGCGAGAGGAGGCUGGAGAGGCAGACGUCCAGCGAGAUGGAGGGGCCGGGCGGCGCCGCGCAGGGGCAGGGGCAGGGCCACGAGGCCCGCAGGAGGGACAGACACAGACUGGACAGACAGGAGUCCAGCGACAGAGAACACUCGGACAGACGCUCCACGGAGAAGCGCUCCACCUUAGCUGACAUCGUGGAACAGCUGCAGGAGAGGGAGGCUGCUGUGGCCCGAGGGGACAUCCCUCGCCUGCCCAAUGGCCUACCUGAGAAGGUGUCCAGACCGGAGCGACCGCGGGCGCGAGACCGACCCAAGCCCCGGCGGAGACCCCGGCCCAAGGAGCCCAGCGGCGGGGAGCCGCGAGAGCCGCGGCGUUCGCGGUCAGCGCCGGCCCAGAGCAGCCCGUCUGUCCCCCUGGUGCCGUCACACACGGCCCAGCACGAGGGCUUCCUGUUCCGCAAGCUGGACAUCGAGAGCCAGAAGAAGGCCGCCAACAGCAGGUCUUGGGCGAACCUCUACUGCGUGCUGUCCAAGGGCGAGCUGGGCUUCUACAAGGACGCCAAGAACACCGCCACACCUUACAACAACGAACCUCUUCUGAGCCUCAGCGGCUGCGUCUGCGACGUCAACAACGGCUACAAGAAGAAGAAGAACGUCUUCACCCUCAAGACAAAAGAUGGAAAUGAAUUUCUUUUCCACGCAAGAGAUGAGGAGGAUCUGAAGGGCUGGGUCUCCAACAUCACCAAAAGCAUCACCGAGCACGAGGAGAUCGCCAAGUGGGGCCAGCCCCAGCCUACUACCUCUUCCACGGACGAGGGUACCCGCCGCGACGCCAGGAAGUCGGAAGCGGAGAAGUCGGAGCGGGGCGAGAAGUCGGAUCGCGACCGCGUCUCCGAGCGCUCCGACAAAGGGGAGAAACCAGAGAAGCGCACGGGGAAGAAGAAGUGA
Molecule: messenger RNA, 8352 nt
Organism: Sardina pilchardus (European sardine)
Lineage: Eukaryota; Metazoa; Chordata; Actinopteri; Clupeiformes; Clupeidae
Product: spectrin beta chain, non-erythrocytic 4-like
Exons: 41
Coding region: 226-8352 (2708 amino acids)
Biological process (GO): actin cytoskeleton organization
Cellular component (GO): cell projection; plasma membrane; cortical actin cytoskeleton
Molecular function (GO): actin filament binding; structural constituent of cytoskeleton; phospholipid binding
Source: RefSeq, a predicted model, not a curated record